AUGCCAGAAGUACCAAGAAUUCAGAAAGAAUUUCCAAAAGUCAUUAGAAGAACUUCUAAAAAACACCAAAAAAUACCAGAAGUACUAAGAAUCCAGAAAGAAACACCAAAAAAAGUACCAAGAAUCUCUAAAAGUCAUCAUAAGAACCUCCAAAAAAUGUCCAAAAAUGCUGAAGUACUAAGAAUCCAGAAAAAACCACCAAAAAAUCAUCAGAAGAACCUCCAAAAGUCACCAAAAAAUGCCGAAAGUACUAUGAAUCCAGAAAGAAAUACCAAAAGGUCAUCAGAGAAACUACCAAAAGCUGCCAAAAAAAUGCCGGAAAAUCCAGAAAGAAAUACCAAAAAGUUAGCAGAAGAACUUCCAGAAGCUGCCAAAUAA
Molecule: messenger RNA, 378 nt
Organism: Racocetra persica
Lineage: Eukaryota; Fungi; Glomeromycota; Glomeromycetes; Diversisporales; Gigasporaceae
Source: the annotation of a GenBank genome assembly